UGGAACUUAACUUCCGGUUUGAUUCAGGCUCCGUAGAAUGUUUUUCGGCUUUAGGCAGUACCCUUGCGCAGUGUCACAGUUAUCCUACGUCAUCCGUCAUUUUCUUCAACUGCACUUGCAAUUUGCAGUUCUAUAUCUCCGAGGGAUAUAUUUUGUUUGUCGUAUGUCCAUCCAGAAUCUCAACACAUUCGACCCCUUUGCAGAUGCAAUCAAGGGUUCAGAUGAUGAUGUCCAAGACGGUCUCGUGCAUAUAAGGAUCCAACAGCGGAAUGGUCGUAAGACCUUAACAACGGUACAGGGGCUUUCUUCUGAAUAUGACUUGAGAAAAAUAGUACGAGCAUGUAAAAAGGAGUUCGCCUGCAAUGGGACAGUAAUUGAACACCCAGAGUACGGGGAGGUGCUGCAGCUGCAGGGGGACCAGCGAGAAAAUAUAUGCCAGUGGUUAACAAAGUCAGGUCUGGCCAAACCUGACCAACUCAAAGUCCAUGGUUUUUAAUCGACAAACCACCCAUGCCACUAUAUAAGGCAAUUCCACAUUCAUCAAUAUAUAAUACCUUAUCAUCUUAAAUUAUCUGUAUCAGUCACUAUCACUUGUUGAUACUUCGUGGGAUACCUUAUUAUAUACACAUAUAUAUUUCAAUAAAAAAAAAAAAAUAAAUAAAAUAAAAAAAAUUAAAAAAAAAAAAAAACUAUAUAACACAGUACCGAGAUAUAGGCACAAUAUUCUAAUCAGACGUUUUUUCUAAGAUUUUAGGAAGCAAUAUUUUACCGCUUUAUGUUAGAUAAUCCAAUGAAGGUGUCACGCUUAAAAUAAUAGUGAUAAUAGUAGAAUUUUGAGAAGAUAAGUAUACAAAGGAUAGACAGAAAUAGCAACAGAUGGUUUGGUUCAGUAAUAGAUAGUAUGUAUCUGGGCGCUAUAGACGUGUUCAGAGAGAGAUUGAAAAGUAUUGUUACCUUAGGCUUCGAGAUUGGCUUCUUUAUGUAAUCAAGAAUGCGUUGGUUUAUACAUUAGGAAAAGCAAACUUGGUGUUUGCCCUCUUGGUGUCAUCUUUUUAAUUUUGUGCCUCUGAUUUUAUACAAAUUACAUUUUUGUUUUCUUUCUUUAUUUUUUUUCUUUUUUUUUUUUUUUUUUCUUUUUCUUCCUCAUUUUUUCUCAUUAUUUCUCAUUCUUUUUCAUUUUUUUCUCAUUUCUUCUCCUCUUUUCUCCUUUUUUUUUCAUUUUUUUUUUCCUCAUUUGUUAAAAAAUAAAUUUUUACUGUAACAAAUGUUAUUUCAAAUGUUAAGCUAUGUUUCAUAUUCUUUCUAAUGCGGUAAUUAACGAAAAUUUAUUGUUCACAAUAAAAAGAUGUGGCUGUUCUCUAAAGUAAAUAAAUAGUAAUUUGACUUGA
Vespa velutina is the source of this 1388-nucleotide messenger RNA. It is a transcript of the gene eIF1, whose product is annotated as eukaryotic translation initiation factor eIF1. NCBI's taxonomy places the organism in Eukaryota, Metazoa, Arthropoda, Insecta, Hymenoptera, Vespidae. Gene Ontology annotation, cellular component: eukaryotic 43S preinitiation complex. The record is from RefSeq and is a predicted model, not a curated record. The transcript is spliced from 3 exons. Gene Ontology annotation, biological process: translational initiation. Gene Ontology annotation, molecular function: RNA binding; ribosomal small subunit binding; translation initiation factor activity. Bases 38 to 496 code for a protein of 152 amino acids.